AAAAAUGGUCAUUCCAGGAACGGUAGGUAAAGAUUAAAAUAAUAAGUGGCCGUGAAGGCUAUCACAUUACUCAAAUAAAUGUAAAAAGAAUAAUUCGGUGAAUGAGAAAACGUUUUACAAAGCAGCCAAGCAAGUUUCGAGAUGGAUAAGCCAUGACCCAAUCAGGGCGCAAAAAAACGCGCCAAGGUUCGUUACGUUUCGUAUUUCUUUUUAUUUUAUUGUAAAAAGGCGACGCAACUUUUCCGUCAGUCUUCCAAACGAUACAAUUUCACUCAAAACAUUCGACGAUUUAACUUCAUUGUGAAACGAAUAUGAAAAUGGUUCAUUCGAACUUCCUGUUCCUGCUCCUCCUACCUCUCUGUUUCGCUCGAAAGAUAGAUUUUGAAGAGUGCGGUGGCACUGUGAAAUCAGUUGAUGUUGAACCAUGUUCUUCCGAGCCUUGUGAAAUUCCAAAAGGAUCUGCCGCCAUUAUAUCAGUUCAUUGUGUUUCAAAUGUGAAUAGUGAGAAACUGAGACUGUCUGUAUGGGCUGACCUUGCUGGUAUUGAAUUACCCUAUCCAGGAAUGAAGAGAGAUGCCUGCAAAGGAAAGAACUUGACCUGUCCCAUCACACACAACCAAGAUUUGCACUACACACAGAAAUUCGAAGUCAAAAAAUUCUUCCCAAACGUUCAGACAAAAGCCAGGUUCAACCUGAAGACCAACGAUGAUCAGGAUAAGGACAUCUGUUGCUUCCGAGCUCCCGUCAAAGUUGUCAACGCUAAAGAAUAAAAAAAAAAGCACACAAAUUUUGUCAUUAAGUUAUUAUUUCUCCCUGCGACUUCACUGAUAAUAAUUGAGUUCAUAAUUUGUAUUUCUGUAAAUAUGAGAUUAAAAUAAAUGUUUCACUUCA
This is a messenger RNA of Parasteatoda tepidariorum (common house spider), 891 nucleotides long. Its product is annotated as NPC intracellular cholesterol transporter 2. Gene Ontology annotation, molecular function: sterol binding. The record is from RefSeq and is a predicted model, not a curated record. Lineage: Eukaryota; Metazoa; Arthropoda; Arachnida; Araneae; Theridiidae. Gene Ontology annotation, biological process: sterol transport.